Peromyscus maniculatus bairdii (prairie deer mouse) is the source of this 1526-nucleotide messenger RNA. NCBI's taxonomy places the organism in Eukaryota, Metazoa, Chordata, Mammalia, Rodentia, Cricetidae. The record is from RefSeq and is a predicted model, not a curated record.
UGGCACCCUAGGAGGCCGACCUGCACCAUAAAACCCAGGAAGACAGGGCUGCGGGGGUUGGGGGGGGGGUCACACACUCCGGAAACGGAGGCCACGUCCGCUUGAUGCCCGAGGGAUGAAGGGGUGGAGUUGGGGGGGGGAGGGAGCAAGGCCACGUGGGAGGCCCGCGCUCAAGACCCGGAGGCCAGGGUUGCCUGCCCAGGCUCCCGCAGGCCAUGAGGACGACGGUCACCGCGUACCGACCUAGUCGGCCUCCUCCUCGCCGUCGGCCCGUCUCCACUCGGCAGCUGCACCCCGGAACGCGGCGGCCCCGCCGCUCCCAUCCCGGCGUCCCCUGCGCCCGCCGCGCUCGGUAGCGGCGCGCGGGGAGCCCGGCGUCAGUCCCCGCCUGCCCGCGGGCAUUGCUAUGGCAACGCAGCUGCCCCAGCUAUGUCGCUGCAACCCGCCCCUCCGUCGCGGGUGUUCAUGGAACUGGUUCCCUGGGCUAACCUGGGCCGGGAAAACAACUCGAUCUCGGCCUUGGAGGCGCAGCCCGUCGGCAGCCGCCCCCACGUCGCCAAGGCCCACUCCGGAGCCCGCGAGGUCCACGUGAGCGGCUCGGCCGAGGUGUCCGCCAGCCCCGACCGGGCGCAAGUGGCCGUGCGGGUGAGCAGCACCAAGGAGGCGGCGGCCGAGGCCAAGAAGAGUGUGUGCCGCCGCCUGGACUACAUCACGCAGAGCCUCCAGCAGCAGGGUCUGCAGAUUGUAGAACUCAACGUUUUGCUUCCUUCCAUAUCUGUGGGAAGAUUCAGGGACAAUCAUGGUCAUGCAGAAAAUGUCGCCGUCACAAAGGAUAUUAGAAGAGUAGAAAAUGCUUAUCACAUGGAAGCCGAGGUCUGCAUUACAUUUACUGAAUUUGGGAAAAUGCAAAAUAUUUGUAACUUUCUGGUUGAAAAGCUAGACAGCUCUGUUGUCAUCAACCCACCUGAGUUCUAUCACACUCCAGGUUCUGUUGAGAAUCUUCGGCGGCAAGCCUGUCUUGUUGCUGUUGAGAAUGCAUGGCGCAAAGCUCAAGAAGUCUGUGACCUUGUUGGCCAAACUCUGGGAAAACCUUUACUAAUCAAAGAAGAAGAAACAAAAGAAUGGGAAGGCCAGAUUGAUGACCAGUUAUCCAGACUCCCAGGCUCAUUAACUGUACAACAGAAAAUCAAAAGUGCAACAAUACACGCAGCUUCAAAAGUGUUUAUUACUUUUGAGGUAAAAGGGAAAGAGAAGAAAAAAAAGCAUCUUUAAAAUCCAACUAAAGCAUACUGUAUUUGUAUUUCCAAAUCUGUUUUUAUAUAUUUUAUAAUGCUUAUUUCUGUCCUGAACAUACAUGUUGUAGGGUAUACUGAUUCUCUAUAAAAUCUGCCGCUUUUUGAACAUAAUCCACAGAAUGCUUAUGUUCACUCUCUAGUUUCCAAAACACUCUGAGAAGUACUAUGGGAAAUAAAUGUAUUAAAACACACUUUUGUAUACUGACAAUUUAUAUAUUUAAAAUAAAAUGA